CGGAUCUCAAUUCCCUCAGAUUUUUCCUCUCACGUUCCUCAGCCCGGAAAACCCCUAUCAGGUGAAUUGGCUACUGCUGCCGUAGAGGCAUUCAGUUGAUAGUAUGCCCCGCUCCCGCUCCCAUCCUCGUUCUCGCUCCCAAUCGCCUCCUCGACACCGAUCCCGUCGCCCGCACAACCCCCGUGACGAUCGAAGGCGACGAGGUGACCGUUCUAUUGGAGACAGCGACCGGGAAAGACGGUAUCGAAGAGAUGAAGAGGAAGAAGAAUAUGAGCGACCCCAUCACCGACGGGAUGACUACGAUGACAGACAUUCAGAACGACGGCGACGACGAGACAGCAGAGACAGAGACUACACGGAGAAGCAAAGGGUAGAAGCAAGAGAUUCAAAAGGCAGAUCAAGAGGCCCAUCAUCCUCUGUCGUCUCGGAUGAACGACUGGCCCGCCGAGCUGCAGCGUCGACCGCCGAGUCUGGAGCUCUCGAACCCCCGAAAGAUAAAGAAGAAGCAAACUUCAAUACCACCGGCCUCCUCGCCGCUGCAUCAAAUACUACGAAUGGCGUUGUCCUUAAGUAUUCUGAACCUAGCGAAGCAAGGAAACCCCCUAGCUCACAGCGCUGGCGACUUUUCGUCUUCAAAGACAAGGACAUUGUUGAUACUAUAAGCCUUAAUUCCUCAUCUUGCUGGCUUAUUGGGAGGGACAGGGCUGUCGUGGACUUAUCAGUUGAUCAUCCUAGCUGUUCGAAACAGCAUGCUGUCAUACAAUUUAGGUUUGUCACAAAGACAGGUGAGUUUGGGGAUAAGGAGAGUGGGGUAAGGCCGUAUUUGCUAGACUUGGAGAGUGCGAAUGGGACAGGAGUUGCUGGGAAGAGGAUUCCGGGGAGUCGGUAUGUGGAGUUGAAGGAUGGAGAUUUGAUUACUUUUGGGCUGAGUACUAGAGAAUAUGUUUUGAUGCUUGAGAAGGACUAGACUGGGAAAAGGGAGGAGUAAAUUACAGUGAGUUCGCGUGGUGUUUAUUCAUUUAGCGCCAGGGAGUUAUUUUCAGACCUCAAGGAACAUUGUAGAUCUCGUAUUUUCAUUGAGAAAUCGUCAAAGAUCCGUUCACGGAGCCCCUAUCCUCAUCAUAAUGUAAAGGCUUAUUGAAGGCCGGAGAUUGAUCUUAAGCUACUGCGGGAAAUCUACCAGUAUUGUCCAUA
Tuber melanosporum (Perigord truffle) is the source of this 1194-nucleotide messenger RNA. RefSeq lists its product as uncharacterized. Gene Ontology annotation, molecular function: mRNA binding; protein binding. Gene Ontology annotation, biological process: maintenance of RNA location; mRNA splicing, via spliceosome. The record is from RefSeq and is a predicted model, not a curated record. NCBI's taxonomy places the organism in Eukaryota, Fungi, Ascomycota, Pezizomycetes, Pezizales, Tuberaceae. The transcript has 2 exons. Bases 104 to 967 code for a protein of 287 amino acids. Gene Ontology annotation, cellular component: nucleus.